This is a messenger RNA of Nerophis lumbriciformis (worm pipefish), 1059 nucleotides long. Lineage: Eukaryota; Metazoa; Chordata; Actinopteri; Syngnathiformes; Syngnathidae. The record is from RefSeq and is a predicted model, not a curated record.
AUGGCGGCGCCCUGCGCGGUAGCCUGUGCAGAAGCUGGUCGAGAAAGCGGUCGCGUUCCGUCACCGUCGUCCGCCGCGGAGGAAAAGCGACCACAGUUCGGGACUCGUUUCCUCACGGACCCCCGGCAGGUCUUCCAGCACAACGCGUGGGACAACGUGGAGUGGACGGAGGAGCAAGAGGCGGCUGCAAAAAGCAAAGUACAAGAGAACAGCCAGCCGCUGCCAGCAGAGAAGCAAGAGGAUUUUGACAGCCGGGCCAACGAGUACUGGAAUGACUUCUACACCAUCCAUGAAAACCGCUUCUUCAAAGACCGCCACUGGCUCUUCACCGAGUUCCCCGAAUUGGCGCCGGCACCCCUCCAUCCCGACGGCUCGGGAAGCUGUCACAGUUCUCGGUCCGGUCCGCACCCUUGCGUCGUACCCUUAAAUCCGACGGACUUCCCGGGUUCUUCGGCCUCGUAUCGUAUUCUCGAGGUAGGCUGUGGUGUUGGCAACACGGUUUUUCCCAUCCUAAAGACGAACAAUGACCCAGGGCUUUUUGUAUACUGCUGUGAUUUCUCCAGUACUGCCGUGGAACUCGUCAAGGCAAAUCCGGAGUACGACCCUGGACGCUGCUUUGCCUUCGUGUGCGACCUGAGUGAUGACGGCGCGGCCUACCCGGUCCCAGACGGAAGCCUCGACGUGGUGGUCCUCAUCUUUGUGCUGUCGGCAUUGCAUCCCGACAAGAUGCGAGCAUCCGUGAGCAGAUUGGCGCGGUUGCUAAAGCCCGGUGGGGUGAUGCUGCUGCGGGACUACGGACGCUACGAUAUGGCACAGUUGCGCUUCAAAAAAGGAAGAUGUCUGUCAGAUAACUUUUACGUUCGGGGUGAUGGAACAAGAGUGUACUUCUUUACUCAAGACGAGCUGCACGACAUAUUCAGUGAGGCCGGGCUACACAAGGUGCAGAACUUGGUGGACCGGAGGCUUCAAGUGAACCGCGGCAAGCAGCUUACCAUGUACAGGGUGUGGAUCCAGUGCAAGUACCAGCGGAACCCAGAGGAGGAAACCACCUCAAAUUGA